AUGAUUCGAUAUCGAUUUUUGUUAUUUAUUCAUAUUUUAUGCUGUGCUGCAAUUCAUGGCAUUUUAUUAGACGCAAACGAUGCCGAAACUUGCAAUUUAUUAUGCAUAAAAUGUAACGCUUCUGCAAUAUUUGCAAACGGUAACUGUGAAUGCAAUUUUGUUGACGACAGUAACAAAGAAUGCAUACAGCAUAUACAAAAAGAAAUUCAAGCUGUCGAACUGAAUAUGCUUUCUGAUGAUCUGACAGACGAGGAGCGAAAAAUACGUUCUAUUUUAAAAUACAGACGUCGUCUCAGACCAGGAGAUGCCGAGAAAGUGGCACAGUAUUUUAUCAAUGGAGGACCAGAAGCUGGUCACUCUCAUUUUGUCAGGGUGUUCAAUGCAACUCGCGUUAGCGCCGAUUCAACAAAUUCAUUUUCGGGCGUAGUUGACAAAAAAAAAUCGUACGUGAGUCCGACUAUGCAGGGGGUAGAUCUUUCGACCUUAGGGAAACCACCCUUUAUCUAUCCAACCGGAUUGUAUGAUCCAACAACUGUUCCGUUGAGCACAAUUUCUCAUCCACAUGGACUACCUCACGCUUUAUUUAGAGCGGUCACAUUUCCCGCACACAUUUUGCACCGUAUACUACACCCUCGUGUGUACCAUCAUUAUCCUCUGCAUCAUCGCGGUAUCAUCAGAAGUACUAAUGAUAAAUCAGAUACAGAUCAGACCGUUGAUCAAUGUGAAAAUAAUGAUGGUUCCAAUACUUCCAAUUUUCCUACUGCCAGAAGUAACGCAGAUAAACAUGCUGAACAAAAUGUUCUUGGAUUGAAUGAUCCAUUACAGUAUCCAGUAGCAUACCUCGCAGACGCAUUGUACCAACCAAUGCAAUAUCAGAAUUAUCCAUAUCCAUACAAUUCUUAUUAUAAUCCUUUGAUAAAUACAUUCCAUUCCAUACCUAAUGGAUAUCUUCUUCAAUCAAUGUCACUAUAUCCGCAAGAUAAAUUAUCGGAUCCAUGGACUUCUGCGUCCAAUCCACAAUCUUUUUGCAACAAUAAUGUAAAUACUGAACAGGAAAAUGAAGUUUUAUCUGCUGACAAAACUAAAUAUUCGAAUGGAAUAGAAAAAUCUGAUGAUCCAAUUAAAAACAACUUUCCUAACGAAGAAAACAAAACAGUGAAAAAUGGAAAUGAUAAAUCAUAA
Atta colombica is the source of this 1182-nucleotide messenger RNA. RefSeq lists its product as uncharacterized. The coding region runs from base 1 to 1182 and encodes 393 amino acids. The transcript has 7 exons. The record is from RefSeq and is a predicted model, not a curated record. NCBI's taxonomy places the organism in Eukaryota, Metazoa, Arthropoda, Insecta, Hymenoptera, Formicidae.